Messenger RNA from Sorex fumeus (smoky shrew), 2277 nucleotides. RefSeq names its product G protein-coupled receptor kinase 3 (gene GRK3). The record is from RefSeq and is a predicted model, not a curated record. The transcript is spliced from 22 exons. Gene Ontology annotation, biological process: G protein-coupled receptor signaling pathway; regulation of signal transduction; protein phosphorylation. NCBI's taxonomy places the organism in Eukaryota, Metazoa, Chordata, Mammalia, Eulipotyphla, Soricidae. Gene Ontology annotation, molecular function: G protein-coupled receptor kinase activity; ATP binding; G protein-coupled receptor binding. The coding region runs from base 85 to 2187 and encodes 700 amino acids.
GCGGCGGCGGCGGCGGCGGCGGCGGCGGUCAGCGCGUCCGUCCCGUGCCGGUGCCCGGCAGCCGCCGCCGCCGCCGCUCGCAACAUGGCGGACCUGGAGGCCGUGCUGGCCGAUGUCAGCUACCUGAUGGCCAUGGAGAAGAGCAAGGCCACGCCGGCCGCGCGCGCCAGCAAGAAGAUCGUCCUGCCCGAGCCCAGUAUCCGGAGUGUGAUGCAGAAGUAUCUCGAAGAGAGGAAUGAAAUAACCUUUGACAAGAUUUUCAACCAGAAAAUUGGUUUCUUGCUAUUUAAAGAUUUUUGUUUGAAUGAAAUUAAUGAAGCUGUACCUCAGGUGAAGUUUUAUGAAGAGAUAAAAGAAUAUGAAAAGCUUGACAAUGAGGAAGAUCGCCUUUGUAGAAGCCGAAAAAUUUAUGAUACUUAUAUCAUGAAAGAGUUGCUGUCUUGUUCUCAUCAAUUUUCAAAGCAAGCUGUAGAACACGUACAAAUCCACCUAUCCAAGAAAGAAGUGACAUCAACUCUUUUUCAGCCAUACAUAGAAGAAAUUUGUGAAAGUCUUCGAGGCAACAUUUUUCAAAAAUUUAUGGAAAGUGACAAGUUCACUCGAUUUUGUCAGUGGAAAAAUGUAGAACUAAACAUCCAUUUGACCAUGAAUGAUUUCAGCGUUCAUAGGAUCAUUGGCCGAGGAGGAUUUGGUGAAGUAUAUGGUUGCAGAAAAGCAGACACUGGAAAAAUGUAUGCAAUGAAAUGCCUUGACAAGAAGAGGAUCAAGAUGAAGCAAGGAGAAACAUUAGCCUUAAAUGAAAGGAUCAUGCUGUCUCUUGUGAGCACAGGAGAUUGCCCUUUCAUUGUCUGUAUGACCUAUGCCUUCCACACUCCCGACAAGCUCUGCUUCAUCCUGGAUCUGAUGAACGGGGGCGAUUUGCACUACCACCUCUCCCAGCAUGGAGUUUUUUCGGAGAAGGAGAUGAAAUUCUACGCCACCGAGAUCAUCCUGGGGCUGGAGCACAUGCACAGUCGCUUUGUCGUCUACCGAGAUUUGAAGCCUGCAAAUAUCCUCUUGGAUGAACACGGACACGUGAGGAUAUCAGAUCUAGGUCUGGCGUGUGAUUUUUCCAAAAAGAAGCCGCACGCGAGUGUGGGCACGCAUGGCUACAUGGCUCCCGAGGUGCUGCAGAAGGGGACGGCGUAUGACAGCAGUGCCGACUGGUUCUCCUUGGGCUGCAUGCUCUUCAAGCUUCUGAGAGGUCACAGCCCUUUUAGACAACAUAAAACCAAAGAUAAGCACGAGAUAGACCGAAUGACACUCACCGUGAACGUGGAACUUCCCGACACCUUCUCCCCGGAGCUGAAGUCCCUGCUGGAGGGCUUACUGCAACGCGACGUCAGCAAGCGUCUGGGCUGCCACGGAGGCGGAGCGCAGGAAGUGAAAGAGCACAGCUUCUUCAAAGGAGUCCACUGGCAGCACGUCUACAUGCAGAAGUACCCUCCACCCUUGAUUCCUCCCCGGGGGGAAGUGAACGCCGCCGACGCCUUUGACAUCGGUUCGUUUGAUGAGGAGGACACCAAAGGCAUCAAGCUUCUUGAUUGCGACCAAGAACUCUACAAGAACUUCCCUUUGGUAAUCUCCGAACGCUGGCAGCAGGAAGUAGCGGAAACAGUUUACGAAGCAGUAAAUGCAGACAUGGACAAGAUCGAGGCCAGGAAACGAGCUAAAAAUAAGCAACUGGGCCAUGAAGAAGAUUAUGCAAUGGGGAAAGACUGUAUCAUGCACGGGUACAUGUUGAAGCUGGGAAACCCGUUCCUGACCCAGUGGCAGCGUCGUUAUUUUUACCUCUUUCCAAAUAGACUUGAAUGGAGAGGAGAGGCGGAGUCCCGUGAUUCCUGGAGUAUUUACCCCAAAAAACAUAAAAUGCAAAACUUACUGACAAUGGAGCAGAUUCUGUCUGUGGAAGAAACUCAGAUUAAAGACAAAAAGUGCAUUUUGUUGAGGAUCAAAGGAGGGAAACAAUUCGUCUUGCAGUGUGAGAGCGACCCUGAGUUUGUGCAGUGGAAGAAGGAGCUGACGGAAACGUAUACCGAGGCCCAGCGGCUGUUGCGGCGUGCCCCGAAGUUCCUCAACAAGCCCCGGCCCAGCACCAUGGAGCUGGCCAAGCCCCCUCUCUGUCACAGGAGUAGCAACGGCCUUUGACGGCAGGACAGGGAGGGCCCUGGGUGAGACAGGGCCUCUGCUCGGAAAGGCCACGCCGGGGGCUGCGGCCCUGUCAGGGAUCCCAGUGCA